AUGAAGAAAAAGAUUCCUGACUUUGAGGAGGCUAUUAGGGUGAUCAAGAUAGACGAGGAAAAUUACAUGGGGGCAUACCCCCUCAGACUUCCUAUGAUAGGAGCGAGAGGUGUAUAUGGAGGGCAUACGGUUGCUCAAACGCUCCUAGUUGCAAUUGAAUCGGCUCCAGAAGACUUUGUUCCUCAUUCAUUUCACGCUUAUUUCGUUAAGGCUGGCUCUGGCAAGACACCUAUGCACUACAAAGUUUUGAAGUUGCAUGACGAUGAAAGAUUCGCUAAAAGAUCGAUUCAAGUUAUACAAGAGGGCAAGGUAAGAUUCAACUGUAUAGCGUCUCUCGUCAAGAGUAACAAUUCAAGUUCAUUCGAAAUACAACCUCCAAUACCCAAGGCACAAAUAAAAUAUCCUGACAUGGACAAACUAACUGUAGUUCAUCAUACUGACUACAUUAGGAACGCAUACUCACCCGAAUUUGAGGAUUUUCGCUUGGUUCCUGAAGAAAAUAGCCAAGAGCCAGCGGACAGAUGGAUAGUGGUCUUCAGUGGUCUUGAUCAGCCGUCGCCUUUCAAGAAUCCAAGUUCUCACUAUGUCGGAAUGGCUGAUUUAACAGAUUCUGCUUUUUUGACUACGAUGGCUAGGGUGUUGCACCUUCCCUGGAACCCUACAGAAAAUGGUCCAGUAGAAUCAUUUGAUGAGGAGAAAGAUGCUAGAAAGCUAAUGGAAAGAUCUCUUAAUAUUUUGCAUCUCUUUCACUACAAUGCCAUGUCUUUAGAUCAUCACAUCUACUUCCACGAUAAUGAUCAUGCCAAUUUCGAUAUGACAAAGGAUUGGCUUUGCUUUGCUUAUCAGAUGAGGAGACUCUCCAAUAGUCGAACCCUAGUAAGGGGACAUUUGUUCAAUAAAGAAGGUAAAUGUGUAGCCACGGUGGUUCAAGAAGGUCUCACGUAUUUGUUUGAAGGUAUUACUGAUGCAAGACUUUAG
Priceomyces carsonii is the source of this 978-nucleotide messenger RNA. RefSeq lists its product as uncharacterized. The coding region runs from base 1 to 978 and encodes 325 amino acids. Gene Ontology annotation, biological process: acyl-CoA metabolic process; fatty acid catabolic process. The transcript has a single exon. Lineage: Eukaryota; Fungi; Ascomycota; Pichiomycetes; Serinales; Debaryomycetaceae. Gene Ontology annotation, cellular component: peroxisomal matrix. The record is from RefSeq and is a predicted model, not a curated record. Gene Ontology annotation, molecular function: fatty acyl-CoA hydrolase activity.